Messenger RNA from Andrographis paniculata, 5083 nucleotides. Its product is annotated as ARF guanine-nucleotide exchange factor GNOM-like. Gene Ontology annotation, biological process: regulation of ARF protein signal transduction. The record is from RefSeq and is a predicted model, not a curated record. The transcript has 3 exons. Gene Ontology annotation, molecular function: guanyl-nucleotide exchange factor activity. Lineage: Eukaryota; Viridiplantae; Streptophyta; Magnoliopsida; Lamiales; Acanthaceae. Bases 383 to 4696 code for a protein of 1437 amino acids.
UAUUUUUAAUUCAAAUUGCCAAAACUGUCCCCUCCGUCACCGCAGGCAGUAGGCGACACCCUCACCCCCACCCCAACCUGCGGAGAGAGAGCUCAACAUCUCUUCCCGAACGGUGCUCCGAUCUUCCAUUCCAUUGGUAGUUUCUGCUGUUCCUCGAAUCUGUUCGUGGAAUUUGCAUUUCUCGAUUGUUGAGCUUUUGGAUGGUUGUGAAUCGUGCGCUUUUACUAUCAAUAGCUUCGUGUGAUCUUUGCUUUUGAUAAGUUGGAAGGCGCUGGGGGCAGAUCUUGCUGCAGCUUUCUUUAGGGCAAUAUUAAGCUGGAUUGGAGGAACCUUCUUUGUGCAUGCAUUGUAUGCAUAAAUUCUGUGAGAGUAUAGAAGCAAGAUGGCUAUGAAUUAUGUUCAUCAGCAGGAAGUCAAUGGCUCGGUUGACCAUUCCAAUUGUUUGAUCGCGCCUUCUGGUGGAGCCUUUGCUUGCAUGGUGAAUUCAGAAAUUGGUGCUGUUUUGGCUGUGAUGCGUAGAAAUGUAAGGUGGGGAGUUCAUUAUGCUUCUGAUGAUGAGCAGAUAGAGCAUUCUCUUAUAACAUCCUUCAAGGAGCUCCGGAAGAAGAUAUUUUCAUGGCAAAACCGUUGGCACAGCAUUGAUCCAGUUUUAUACCUCCAGCCAUUUCUGGAUGUCAUAAAAUCUGAUGAGACUGGCGCACCAAUCACUGGUGUUGCAUUGUCAUCUGUCUACAAAAUCCUAAAUCUACAGAUACUGGAUUCGAAAACUGUGAAUGUAGAUAAUGCUUUACACCUAAUUGUUGAUGCUGUAACAAGCUGCCGAUUUGAGGUGACCGAUCCAGCAUCUGAGGAAGUUGUACUGAUGAAGAUUCUUCAAGUUCUUUUGGCUUGUAUGAAAAAUAAAGCAUCAGUUAGUUUGAACAACCAUCAUGUAUGUAGCAUAGUGAAUACUUGCUUCCGAAUAGUUCAUCAGGCAAGCUCUAAAAGUGAAUUGCUGCAGAGGAUAUCUCGCCAUACAAUGCAUGAACUUGUCAGAUGUAUUUUUUCCCACCUUCCUGACUUGGACCAUAAAAGACCGGACAUUUCUAAUGAGAAAAGCUCUUCCUCCAAACUAGAGGAAAGUGUGGCAACACAAAGUCACACUCUUGAGGAAAAGCAAUAUGUGGAUGGUUAUGCCUCUGCAAAAUCUGACAGUCAUGUACUUGAGACCCGUCAAGGGAAAGAUGGCACCCUAACUUCUGAUUCUACAAUGAUGGAGCCUUAUGGUAUUCCUGCUAUGGUGGAAAUAUUCCAUUUCUUUUGCUCUCUUCUAAAUGUGAUGGAGAACAUUGAUAUAAUUCCCAGAUCAAAUCCAAUAGCUUACCAUGAAGAUGUUCCUCUGUUUGCUCUGGGCUUGAUUAAUUCUGCAAUAGAAUUAGGUGGAUCUUCUUUUGGGAAUCAUCCUAAAUUAUUGGCUUUGAUACAGGAAGAACUGUUUUACAACCUGAUACAGUUUGGUCUGUCAAUGAGUCCGCUAAUCCUUUCAACAGUUUGUAGCAUAGUUCUGAAUCUUUAUCACCAUCUCCGCACUAAGUUAAAGCUGCAGUUUGAAGCUUUUGUUUCCAGCGUGCUGUUGAGGACUGCACAAAGCAAGUAUGGAGCUUCUUACCAACAGCAGGAGGUUGCUAUGGAAGCUCUUAUUGACUUCUGCAGGCAGCCUAUGUUUGUUCCUGAAUUGUAUGCAAACUACGAUUGUGAUAUAUCUUGUACCAAUGUUUUUGAAGACCUUGCCAAUCUGUUAUCAAGGAGUGCCUUUCCAGUGAACAGCCCUUUAUCUGCAAUGAAUAUUCUUGCUCUGGAUGGUCUUAUUGCUUUGGUUCAGGGCAUGGCUGAUCGAGUAAGUCAUGAAUCUUUGGGCUCGGGAGAAGCUUCCCAAGAACUUGGGGAAUAUAAACAAUUUUGGACUCUGAGAUGUAAUGAUUACUGUGAUCCUCAUCAGUGGGUUCCAUUUGUUCAUCAUAUGAAGAACAUAAAGAAAAAAUUGAUGAUUGGUGUUGAUCACUUUAACAGGGAUCCCAAGAAGGGCCUGGAAUAUCUUCAGGGGAUGAAGUUGUUACCUGAAAAGUUGGACCCCAAAAGUGUGGCAUUAUUUUUUCGAUAUACAAUUGGAUUAGAGAAAAAUCUUAUUGGAGAUUUUCUAGGGAGUCACGAUGAAUUUUGUGUACAAGUUCUUCAUGAGUUUGCUAGAAUAUUUGAUUUCCGAGACAUGCAUUUGGACACUGCUCUGCGCAUUUUCUUAGAAACUUUUAGAUUGCCUGGGGAGUCCCAGAAGAUACAGAGAGUGCUUGAAGCUUUUGCCGAAAGCUAUUAUGAGCAGUCACCAAAUAUUUUGGUCAAUAAAGAUGCUGCUCUCCUGCUAUCAUAUUCUCUGAUAAUGCUCAACACUGAUCAGCACAAUGCACAGGUCAAAAAGAAGAUGAGUGAAGAAGAUUUCAUUCGGAACAACCGAAAAAUCAAUGGUGGAAAUGAUCUUCCUCGAGAAUUCUUGUCUGAGCUUUAUCAUUCUAUCUGUGAAAAUGAAAUUCGUAUGGUUCCUGAUCAAGGUGGUGCUAUUGGCCUUCUAACUCAAAGUCACUGGAUCGGUCUGACACACAAAGCAAAGCAGACAUCGCCCUUCAUCAUCUCUGGCUCUGGUUCCCAACUCGACUAUGAUAUGUUUAGUAUCUUGUCUGGUCCUGCUAUAGCUGCUAUAUCUGUAGUGUUUGAUCAUGCAGAACAGGAAGAUGUUUUGCAGUUAUGCAUUGAUGGGUAUUUGGCCAUCGCCAAACUUUCUGCCUCGUAUGGUUUGGGUGAAGUACUUGAUGACUUGGUUAUAUCCCUCUGCAAAUUUACGACAUUGCUGCAUCCAUCUUUAAGUGAAAAGCUGAUUAUGUAUUUUGGGGAUGACACCAAAGCUAAGAUGGCAACGGUAGCAGUUUUUACCAUUGCCAACCGGUACAGUGACCAUAUUCGGUCAGGCUGGAGAAACAUUCUGGACUGCAUCUUGAGUUUGCACAAGUUGGGAGUUCUUCCUUCUCGUCUUGCUACUGAUGCUACCGAUGAGUUGGAGUCUUCAAACGACAACGAUCAAGUGAAGAAAUUGGGAACUAAUUCAUUAUCAUCUCCGGCUCCAGCAGCUGCUCCUUCCAGAAAAUCGUCUGGAUUCAUGGGCAGGUUUAGCCUUCUGUUAUCGCUUGACGCAGAUGAACCUGCACCACAACCCUCCGAGGAACAACUUGCUGCUCGUCAGCGCACUAUCCAGACAAUACAAAACUGCCACAUUGAUAGUAUAUUCGCUGAGAGUAAAUUUCUUCAGGCAGAAUCUCUAACACAACUGGUUCGAGCACUUGUCAUGUCCGCAGGGCGUCCCCUCAAAGGGAAUAACUCUGCGGAGGAUGAAGAGACAGCUGCUUUCUGUCUGGAGUUGCUGAUUGCAAUCACUCUUAAUAACCGGGAUAGAAUCAUGCUUCUGUGGCAAAAUGUUUACGAGUAUAUUGCCAGUGUCGUUCAAUCAACCGUGAUGCCUUGUACUUUGGUCGAGAAAGCUGUCUUUGGUCUCCUUCGUAUAUGCCAGCGAUUGCUUCCAUACAAGGAAAAUCUUACCGAUGAGCUUCUUAAAUCUCUGCAACUCGUCUUGAAACUCGAUGCCCGGGUAGCUGAUGCUUAUUGCGAACAAAUCACACAGGAAGUGAUGCAUCUUGUGAAAGCAAACGCAAUGCAGAUAAGAUCGCAUAUGGGCUGGCGGACGAUCAUUUCUUUGCUCUCCAUCACCGCCCGGCAUCCAGAAGCUUCUGAGGCAGGUUUCGAGACCCUGUCUUAUAUCAUGUCUGAGGGUGUCCACCUGUCGCCCGCAAACUAUGUGCUUUGUGUGAAUGCAGCCAGGCAGUUUGCCGAGUCCCGUGUAGGUCAUGUCGAACGAUCUGUCAAAUCGUUGGAUCUAAUGGCCGACUCGAUCGGAUGUCUAGUGAAAUGGUUUCACCAGACUAAGGAAGCUGCGGGCGAAGAAGCUGCAAUGAAGAUGGCCGAGGAUAUUCUUGAAAUGUGGAUGAGACUCGUGCAGGCGCUGCGGAAAGUAUGUUUAGAUCACCGAGAAGAGGUCAGAAACCACGCCAUCUUGCAGUUACAACGUUGCCUCACCGGAGUGGACGGGAUUCGUAUCCCGACCGAACUCUGGCUGCAAUGCUUCAAUCUUAUAAUCUUCACGUUGGUCGAAGAUCUUCCGGCAAUGGCGCAGCAACAUUCUCCGAAGGAGCUUCGCAGCAUCGAAGGAUCAAUCGUACUGUCCCUUAAGCUUUUGUCGAAAACAUUCCUACAAUCGCUCCCCGACAUCUCUCAAGACCAAUCCUUCUGCCAACUCUGGGUUAAGGUCCUCAACUGUCUCGAGAAGCACAUGAACAUCCGAUUCAGAGGGAAACGCAGCGAGAAAAUCCACGAGUUAGUCCCCGAGCUUCUCAAGAACACGCUACUGGUGAUGAAAACCAGCGGCAUCCUUACGCCUAGCGAUCCAGUCGCCGGAGACAGCUUCUGGCAGCUGACGUGGCUACACGUUAAGAACAUCGCCCCGGCGCUGCAGUCGGAGGUUUUCCCGACGGAAGAACUCGAGAAACAUGGCAAGACCGGAUGCAGCCCUAUGCCUGAUGGGAAUGUACAUGUUUCGCAGAAUGAAACUGCAGCCUGAGGAUAUAUAUAUAUAUAGAUACAUAUAUAUAUACACACAUUGUGCUUCUGCUUUUCUUUUCAGCUCCAGAGCAAGUGAAUUUAUCCACAGCAGCAGAAAGCCCGUCGCUUCUUUGGGAUGGAAUUGACAUUAAUUGGCGAGGAAUAUGAUCGAUAUAUAUAUAUAUAUAUAUAGAUGUAUGUAUACAGUGAAACUGAAUUGUUUUUGCAGCACUGAGUGUAUGGAUCGGUACGAUUUGGUAGGGCAAAAUGGUAGUGUGUUUUUGUACGAUUACAUGGGGAAUUUUUAAUAAGUAUAUUAUAGUAUGUUAAGAAUUUAAGAUAGGUAAUAGUGGAUAAUUAGGGAGUAUAUUUGUAAUUUAAUUGUAACGCAUUGGGGGUAUAUUUG